Molecule: messenger RNA, 1364 nt
Organism: Episyrphus balteatus (marmalade hoverfly)
Lineage: Eukaryota; Metazoa; Arthropoda; Insecta; Diptera; Syrphidae
Gene: Hey
Product: hairy/enhancer-of-split related with YRPW motif protein
Exons: 3
Coding region: 20-1135 (371 amino acids)
Biological process (GO): regulation of neurogenesis; anterior/posterior pattern specification; regulation of transcription by RNA polymerase II
Cellular component (GO): nucleus
Molecular function (GO): RNA polymerase II cis-regulatory region sequence-specific DNA binding; DNA-binding transcription factor activity, RNA polymerase II-specific; protein dimerization activity
Source: RefSeq, a predicted model, not a curated record
UUUUUGUAUUAAAAUAAAAAUGGAACACAAUAUUCAUAAUAAUGCAUUACAUUGGGGAUACAAUCCAGCAUCUUCUACGCAUAAUCACUGGGUACCACCACCCCAAACAAGAUCCGUUAAAAGGGCUUUAUCCGAGAGUGACUGCGAUGAGCUUUACUCGGAAGAAUCUUCAAAGGAACAGGUAUCCCCUGGUGAGCCUGGUAGUUGUCAGUUGAUAAGUCGUAAAAAGCGACGGGGUGUCAUCGAGAAGAAACGCCGAGACAGAAUAAAUUCAUCGCUUUCCGAAUUAAAACGCCUUGUACCAUCCGCAUAUGAAAAACAGGGGUCGGCUAAAUUAGAAAAGGCAGAGAUUCUCCAACUGACGGUGGAGCAUUUGAAAAGUGUGCAAUCGAAAGGAGUCGAUUCAAUGGGUUAUGAUCCCCAAAGACUGGCAAUGGAUUAUCAUAUCAUUGGAUUUAGAGAGUGUGCAGCUGAGGUAGCACGAUAUUUGGUCACUAUUGAAGGCAUGGACAUUCAGGAUCCCUUAAGAUUGCGUCUAAUGUCACAUUUGCAGUAUUUUGUUCAACAACGUGAAAUAUCAGCAAAAAGCUGCACCAGUCCGAAUUGGUCUUCAUCGGCAUAUCAGCCGAAUUGCACAACAACUUCAUACCAAACUGGCUAUCCGAUUCAAACUGCAGCAACAAGCUCUUAUGUGCCAAAUCUGUCGGCAUCAGUUCAGCUGCCAUAUCCGACUUUGAACUCGUCACCAGUUGCGUCUUCAAUGCAUCAACCACCACCAGUGUCACAUAGCAAUCGAUCUGUACCACCGCCGAGUAAUAGCGAUGGUAGCUCAUUGAUGCCCCACUCCAGUCAGCAACAACCCCACAUUCAACCUCAACCAAUUACCAGACAUGAGACUCAACAGCAUCAAACUCAUUACCCACCGGAACAAACUCAUGAGCAUCAAGGUUCAACUUAUAUUGAACUGACCAGUAGCAGUCAUAGAAAUUCAGCUGGUCCUAAUACUCAUCCUUAUGGUAAUCCAUCUGAAUACCCAGUUAGUAGUGCUCAGGAGACCACUAUACCACAAUAUGGAUAUGCAGGCUCGAAUGGAUCUAAACCAUAUCGACCAUGGGGUGCAGAAAUGGCUUAUUAGUCAUUUUUUUUUUAUCCUGAAUAAAACAAAGAAUAUAAAACAUAAGUUUCCUUAUUUACCCAUCUAAGUCAUUCGAUUAUAGAAAUUACAAAGAAAAGAGUGUGUGAUAACAAUUUUUAUAUCUCGAAAAUAGUUUAGAUUAUAUACAUAAGUUUAUUUAUUAUUUUAUUUAUUUGUACUAUUUUAUAAUAUACUAUAUCGAGGGGAUAAAGCUUUAAAAAAUAUAUCU